Messenger RNA from Phytophthora infestans T30-4, 1797 nucleotides. Its product is annotated as phospholipase D, Pi-sPLD-like-10. Gene Ontology annotation, molecular function: D-type glycerophospholipase activity. Gene Ontology annotation, biological process: phospholipid catabolic process. The record is from RefSeq and is a predicted model, not a curated record. NCBI's taxonomy places the organism in Eukaryota, Oomycota, Peronosporomycetes, Peronosporales, Peronosporaceae. The transcript has a single exon. The coding region runs from base 1 to 1797 and encodes 598 amino acids. Gene Ontology annotation, cellular component: plasma membrane.
AUGAAUGUCCGUACACCACGCCGGAGAGCUAAACUCCUUCUUGCAUUCAUCUGUGUGCUUGCCAUCGCGCCGACUCAGUCGUCAGCAUGGUCCUUCUCGUCGCGCUUUGGAGGUGACGACGACGAUAAAUCGAGUUCAGAUGCAAAGAGCAACACGCAGACCGAAACGCAAGAUCAAGCGAAGCAAGAGGCCGACGAUCUCUCGGAUGGUACUGACAUUAACGUGACGCAGCCUCUCCUCAAACCGGAAGACUGGUUCAUCACAGAGGAGGGAAUCGUCGCGUCUCGCGGCGGAAUUCCCCGUGACGGACUGCAGACGUACACUACCGGCAAUAAUAUCACGGUCUACACCGUGGCGAAUGAGUUUUUUAGUGCGGUUGUGAAAGAUUUCCGGGCGACGAAGGAGGGCGAUCGUGUAAUGUAUGCGGGAUGGGAUACGUGUAUCAUCCCGUUCGAGGCGGACAUUGACCCCACUGGCUCCAUGACAGGCUUCGACGUCAUGUUCAAGGGAAUUGUCAAGCGAGGUGGGAGCGUCAACAUCUUGUCGUGGUCGAAUUACCUGCUGACGGCACAGAAUGUCAAGGCUCGGAAUGCUAUCAACAAGAUUCCUCCGUCUCCUAUUAACGGAGCCAAGGCCGUGUACCUCUUCGACGACCGAGUCCCUAUUUUAUCCUCGUCUCAACACCAGAAGACGAUCGUCAUCGCAGUAAACAAGUCUACAGGAGAGGAUGAGCAUCCUAUUGCGUACGUCGGGGGUAUCGACCUUACCAAUGAUCGCUGGGAUACCAUCUACCACAAUAAUACGGCCAUACGGGAAGCUGCCAACAUUCCUUUUCGGAACAAAGGCUGGGUAGACGCUCACUUCCGCAUCCACGGACCGGCAGCGAAAGAAGUGGCCAAUAAUUUUCUUCAGCGAUGGAACUCCGACUACAAGCCGAAUCGAGGGCUGGAAGGUCAUCUGCGUACUUUCGACAACCCCGACUAUGACAAGCUACCACCGAUCGAUUAUGCCAGCAGCAAUACUUCGUCAAAACUCGGCAACCAGAACAUCCAGAUCGUGCGAACUUUCAGCUGCAUCUACAAGCACUACAAAGAGUUUGCCCCCCGUGGCGAACAGUCUCUCUUCAGGGCUCGUAUCAAGGCGCUAAAGAACGCUCAAAACUUCAUCUACAUUGAGGAUCAGUACUUCAUCUACGUACCAGAACUCCUGAAAGCAGUUAUGGAGGUUUUGCCCAGAAUUCAGCGCCUCGUUGUGGUUCUUCAGCCUCCCGAUGCUCUGCUCAAGGCGUCAGGAUACGGGAAGUAUAUCUAUGAAAUGAUCCACCCAAUGAAGAAGAAAUUUCCUAACAAGGUCCAGAUCUACACCACCAAAUCCGAACUCGACAUCUACGUCCACACCAAACUCGUGCUCAUCGACGACGUCUACGUAUCAUUAGGCUCAGCGAACUGGAACCGCCGUAGUAUGACGUCCGACUCGGAACUCAACGCGAACGUGAUUGAUGAUGAAACCGUAGAGUCACCGGAUGGUAUCACAGUUCUGAAGCUGGCUCGCGAUGUGCGUAUUCGAAAGUUCGUCGAGAUGACGGGACUGAGCUACGAGAAGCUGGACGCGAUGAAGUUCAUUGACGCAGCUGACGAAUUUAAGGUGGCUGCGAAAAGUGACUCGACUAUUCUAACGGACUUUGGCGUCAAGUACAGCGUCUACUACGAGACGUUCAUCAGCAAGUUCCGGGAACAGGUGGAUCCGCAGGAAGUGUGCAGCUUUUCGGACUCUGGUUCCAUGCGGGAUCUUCAGUAG